Xylaria bambusicola is the source of this 2841-nucleotide messenger RNA. Its product is annotated as acyl transferase/acyl hydrolase/lysophospholipase. Bases 1 to 2841 code for a protein of 946 amino acids. NCBI's taxonomy places the organism in Eukaryota, Fungi, Ascomycota, Sordariomycetes, Xylariales, Xylariaceae. The transcript is spliced from 5 exons. Gene Ontology annotation, biological process: arachidonate metabolic process. The record is from RefSeq and is a predicted model, not a curated record. Gene Ontology annotation, cellular component: membrane.
AUGGCGGCCUCUUGCUCUCACUGGAUCUGGUCCUCAAACCACGAAACGCCCGUCAUCGCGAAGUCAAACCGGCUGGAACGGUUGACCUCGUCGCUCCCCCAAGACGAGCCGGCACCGAGUCUCAUUCUGAUGGUAGGCUGCCGUCAGCGCCCACCUACCUGUCGUGGACCACGACCACGGCCGGGACGUGUAUGCCUCGACUUGUGUGAGGAACGCGAGGUCCCUCUCCUACUCGGGACGGCAACGCUUCGAGAACAGCCCGCGAUCCAGAUCUCGUGCUGCCGCCCGGCUCGAGAGGCCUAUCCUGCCGCGUGUACGUCGUCGGCCCAAGCCAAUACUAUUCUAUACUCCCAGCUGCUUCAUCCCUUUGCCGAUAUUUUUUGUUUCUAUGCCUACGAUCCGGAAGACCUAGAAAUGAUCUCCCAGCAAAUAACCGCCUGGUUCUGGGAGGCCCCCCCCUCGUCACGUUGCGGCUACCCCCCGCAGGUCUUGAUCGUGCUUGCCGGGUCUCGCUGGAAGCAGCGUGACGUGGACACGGCCGCGGAAACCUUCGACGACCUGGUGGACGAAACCGCGGCUCCAGCACGAGACGCCCAUCUCCCCAAGGUAUCUUUCCUACGACUACGCCGUGCGCGUCGCUUCAGCGCUGUCCUCCCAUCGUUGGAAUCCCGUGCACAGGCUGUCCGCCAAAACCGUCAACAAGCCCGGGCCCUGUUUUCGGUGCGGCAUUUCAACGCGUUGUUCAACCGCGCUUUCAACAGGGUAGGCAGCUCUCUCGACUUCUCUUUCGACUGUCUUCGGGCGGCAAGGCAAGACUUGCCUGUCGCGCCCGACAUGGCCUCUCAUCUGAUAAACUUUACGAAGCUCGUUCCGUCGGCCGGGCGGCUUCGUGACUUUGCCGCGCCGGUCAUAGCGUCGAGCAUCCUUCUAGAUCAAUAUCCUCCCGAGAUGCAUCUCUUCCCACCUGCCGAGGUAUUCCACAAGCUGUAUGGCGCCAUCUGUCGACAAGUCGAAGAAGCUGCUGGCAGUGAGAGGGAUAGUGAGGACGGCAUACCAACCCUAAACUCAUUUUCAAAUUGUGUUCUUGCCAACAUGGAAGCUCUUUUCACACAGCUCGUUGAGGGUAGCACCGCCUUGUCCGUACACCAGGCCGUGUUCGCGAGAUAUGUGGAGGAGUGGCGUAGCAUCCGGAGCAAUCGGUCCUGCUUUACCUGUUUCGCAUCUACGCCGCAGUACUUUCUCUCGAGGUGCGGGCAUUCCAUCUGCGAGAAUUGCUUGAAGGUUUUUGGGCGGUCCGAGAGCUGGGACCCCUGGCUCUUUCAUCUCCGCAGAUGUAUGCUUUGCCAGGCGCCGGCUGAUCUGAUCGUACGAGUUCGGCCUCCGACGGCGGGUCACGCUAUCGUCUGCAUCGAUGGCGGAGGUGUCCGGGGAGUCAUUCCGGCAACCGUGCUCGAGUUGAUUGAGGACCGUGUAGGCCUCACGAUUCCCGUGCAAGAACACUUUAGCUUCGCAUACGGCGUAAGCGUUGGGGGCCUGGUAGUGUUAGGUCUGUACGACAGGGGCUGGUCGGCGGCGACCUGCGCCCGCAAACUAGAAUCGUUGGCAGCGGAAGCGUUUCGCAAUCCCGUUCCCGACCUUCUUUAUUUGUCCGUUGUCAUGAAGUGGAUUCCCGAUCUUUUUUAUUCGUUCGUCGUUAUAAAGUGGAUUCACCUUAUCUUGUUUGGAUGCUUAUACUCGGCGCGAGGGAUCGAGACUGCUCUAAAAAGGGUAUUCGGGGACAAGAAAAUGGCGAGCUUGUCGUACGCUACUACUGUAGGGACGAGAGUGGGCAUAUUAGCCGCAAGCGUUGAACAACCGUCGACGAACCUCUUUACUAACUACAACGGGGUCGGGGAUGCACGAGUUGGCUAUAUCGUACCGCGGGAUUGCGACGCAGUUAAGACUUGGGAAGUGGCACGGAGCACUUCUGCGGCCCCGAUGUUCUUCCCCCCCAAAAAUAUACCGGAGCUCGGGACUUUUCAGGACGGCGGUGUCCUACGAAAUAACCCCACCAUUGUGGGCCUUUCCGAGUUCUCGGCGCUCACUAAAGACGCCAGGCCAGACUUGAUCAUUAAUCUUGGAACCGGAUCGGAGCCUGAGCCCGAGGCCCGGAACGAGAGGCGGCUGCGAUUCUGGCGCGACGGCUGGCUGGCGCGGCUCGCGCGGGCGUAUAUGUCUCUCAUGCAGGGCCGGAGCACGUGGAACGAUGCCGCGUGUCUGGUGAAGAGGGAGUCGAGACACAUUGGCCACUAUCGUCUUGACGUCGCGCUCGAGGGCGAGAUUCGCCUUGACGACGUCUCGUCGAUGCCCUUGCUAAGAUCCGUGGUGCUUCGGGAUACGGCCUUGGGAGAGACUAUCGAGGAGAUCGCCCAGAGGCUUUUUGCCGCUCUCUUUUACUUUGAACUAACUGCCCUCCCUACGCCGGUAGACUCUCGGUUCCACAUCGAGGGACAGAUACUAUGUACGCGGAAGGCAGGGGACUCGGCAUUACCGCAGAUUUCACAACGGCUCAGCAGCUCUACGCUUUUUAUCAACAAAAAAGCGAUGAGAUUUAAAGUAAAAUAUGACACCUACGGGAAUAUUGUAGUGCCACUCGUCUUUUUUGCCGACCAAUCUUUCAGCUUGGAGAUUAAACAGGAUAGUUCGAGUUCACCGUUCCCCUUAAGUGGCUCUCCAUACAAUAAUCCUGCCCUGGUUUCGCGUGGUAGCCUAGCGGCGUCAUUUGGUACACGAUCUCAUAAGCGAAGACGGGCAGACGGUGAGUUGCGUGGACGGCCGUGUCGACGGAGAAGGCUCUUUUAA